GCUCGAGUGUUCUCACUUCAGCCUGACAUCUGGAAGCCUCCCCGGGAUGACGUCUUCAUCACUUUCAACAUGAGUUUACUAAGGACGGCAACUUUGGGCCUCAGCGAACUCACUAUUUGCUCGAGGGUGUUCUUCACUGGUCUCACUACCCAGCAGGUCGUCCUCUCCUACGCCACAGCUGACACCGUAGACAACGCCAUCAUGAUGUAUAUCGAGGAUGGCGCACACGUUUUCCAGUACAACAAUAAGCCUCAGCCGGUCAUCGAGAGAGUGUCACUGCCGACAGUGCUGCGUAAGUGGCGGCACUACUGCCACGUAUUCUCCGGGGACACGUAUAGCGUGUACGUGGACGGUGUGGCACUCGCCAAUGGACCCAUCCAGGUAGACGACCGCAUACUUCAACUUAAUGGCACCUUCGUCGUCGGCCAGGAACAAGAUAAGAUAUCUGGAGGUUAUAGCAGAUUCCAAAUUCUUAAGGGCUACACCACUCAGAUUAAUAUAUGGAACUAUGGUGUCUCCAGCAGAGAUAUAGAAGACAUCGCUAAUUGUAGGAGAAACAUAUUAGGAAAUGUCGUCUCUAGUGAUAGAGAAAAUUUUGAGCUUAUGAAUGUGCAGGUAAACAUGGUAUCUCUGUGGAAAUUUUGUGGCGAUGACGAGAAAUUUGUUAUAUUCCCUGAGGCUCGAACUUUCGCAGAAUCGGUCAAAUUUUGUAAUCUCGUCGGGUCGAACAUGUAUGCACCAUCGAACAAGAAGGAAAACAGUGACUUGAACCAGACGUUGUGGGAGGAAAAUAUGUGUGAGCAAGUUGAUCUAUGGGUCGGAGUGACAGAUGAGGAAGAAGAAGGUGUAUGGAGAGCUGUUAGUGAUGGUAGGAUAGUGACAGAUAUAUAUUUCACUCAUGGCCAGCCCGAUAACUCUAGGGCAGAGAACUGUAUUAUUAUGUACGCAAGACAGGCCAGCUGGAAUGACUUUCCAUGCCUAACCCUUAAAGCUUGCGUAUCAUGUGAAGAGAAACUGCAUGUCCCACUCAUCCUUCGUGGAGCCUGUAUGGAAUGGAGAACUCAAACAAUGUUUGAAGUAAUUGGCUACAAUUCUCACAGAACAUUUUUUCAUGGGUUUUACGGUCUCAUGAUUUACAGAACCAGUGACCAACAGUGGAUUCUCUUUGAUACGCUGACUAACAAGACUCAGGCUGUUCUCAGUAUUGCGUCCAGUAACUUAUACCCUCUCGGUAGACAUGAAUGGUUGUUGGUUAAUCCCAUGUGCGAUCGUCCAGUCGGCAGCAAGGUGGAGCUGAGUUUGUCGGUGUGUAAGGACGGACAGUACAUGUGUGUCAACGGAGAAUGCAUCGAUUUAGCUUCUCGCUGCGACGCCAAAAAUGACUGCAGCGACGAGUCAGAUGAAGACAACUGUUCCAUCCUUCAGAUCCCCGAUGGCUACCGUAGUUUUAAACCUCCUAAGAACCUCGACGACGCAACUCAACCUCUUCAGCCCUUUCUCACACUCUUGUUCCUUCGCUUCCUCUUGAUUGAUGACGUACAGGAGACAAUCAAUCUUGAGUUUAUAAUCGACGUAAGCUGGACAGAUUUAAGACUUAAAUAUCAAAAUCUUCGCUCUGAUAUGCUGGCGAAUCAACUAUCCGAGCAAGAGGUGAAGGAUAUUUGGAGGCCACAGCUACAGUUCCCUAAUAUAAGAGAUGGUGACUUGAAGUUACUUAAAGAAAAUGUUUAUGUUAAUAAAGUCAACGAUUCAUUGCCUGUUGACUUUAAUGCUGUGAAGAUGGACGAAAUAUAUGGAGGCGCUGCAGCUGAGAUCGUACAGCGUCAGCACUACAGCGGCAGCUUCGUGUGUGAUUUCAGCGUGUUCUAUUACCCCUUCGACGUGCAGCGAUGCAACGUAUUGGUGCAACUGACCUCCGUCAGCAGAGAACUGGUUGCCUUUACGAAGCAGAAGUCUGCCGCUGAGUGUAGGAAGGACAUGAAUCUGCCUAGGUACCUCGUGAGUGACUUGUAUACCCAAAUCUCCAACAACCAGACCAGAGAGGCACUGAUAGAGGUGGGUUACUUGUUAACCAGAAGAUUCACACUGAUCGUUCUCUCCAUCUACCUGCCCUCCGUGAUGCUGAUGGUUAUAGGAUACACAACUCUCUACGUUAAGGUUCAGAUGCUGGAUGUACGUCUAGUCGUCAGUCUCACAACUCUGCUGGUCCUGUACACUUUCUUUAACCAGACCUCGACCUCGCUGCCCCAGACAGCCUACGUGAAGAUGAUCGACGUGUGGUUCUUCUUCUGCACUUCGCUUCUCUUCGUCAUCAUAGUCAUCCACGUCUUCGUCGAGAAGCUUGCGUCUCAUGGGAAAGACGCCGUUGAAUACCUCGCUAUUCCUCCUCGUCUGUCUCCCCUAAAUCCUGCUGCUACGGUCUUCUUCGGGAAGGUUAGCGGAAAGCCACGACACUUGGGAUGGGGAGAAGAAGAAACAGGGUCGUGGUUCUGGCAAUAUUCAUCUACGUCUUCGUCGCGGCUGCGUCUACUGUGGAAACAAUGGUAUUCCUCCAUGUCUGCUGAGAUGCUAUUGUUUGUUCUGCGGACCUACGUUGGACCUGUUGUUAUCCUGGUGUUCUUCGUCUGCUACUGUUGUGUCAUCUUCUCUUAGAUGUUAUCCUCCAAGAAUAAUACUGGUACUGUAUAUCCUCCUUGGAUCAUGUGUUCCUAGGAUAACAUUUAUAUCACUUUGAACCUCGAUGUUAUCUUCAGUUAGGCACUUUUAUUGGCUGUGGCUUCUCCUGGUAAACACUGAUAUCUUGCCCUUGUAUAACAUUGCGCCCUGAAGCUUCAUCCUUUAAAAUAACGCUGGUUAUUUUCAUGUGGUGCCGCUCGGCUUAUUUAGGUAGUUCCGCUAUUUGCUCUGGUAAAGGAGGAGACGUAAUCAAUUGCAAAUUUCGUGUUGCAUAAUAUAUAUUCGCCUUUUAUUUUCGUUUUACUCUUAAAUGUUUUAUUUUUAGUUCAAGAUCAAAUUUAUUUUCAUAGAUG
Messenger RNA from Cherax quadricarinatus, 3029 nucleotides. RefSeq lists its product as uncharacterized. Gene Ontology annotation, biological process: regulation of membrane potential; monoatomic ion transmembrane transport; nervous system process. Gene Ontology annotation, molecular function: extracellular ligand-gated monoatomic ion channel activity; protein binding; transmembrane signaling receptor activity. Lineage: Eukaryota; Metazoa; Arthropoda; Malacostraca; Decapoda; Parastacidae. The record is from RefSeq and is a predicted model, not a curated record. Gene Ontology annotation, cellular component: synapse; plasma membrane; neuron projection.